AUGACAAUGACAAUGGCAACUGAAGUCUUUUUAGGAAGUGGUGGCACUUUUCAUCGUGCUUUGAUCUUUAUGCUUAAACUUGGAUGGCAUUCAAGGUUUCGUCUACCAAUGCUUCUGAUCAUUGCAUUUGUUGCUAUUGACUACAGAAUUCAAGUGGAAACUGAAUUUGAAAAUCCAGGACCACAUAAUCUGUCAUCGAACAUCGUUUGUUUCGUCGUCUUAAUCAUAAUACUGGCUCUUGGAAGCAGAAGUUCAUCGAGGACCAUAGAAUCAGCGGAUUUAACGAACAGCGUCCAGGGUCCCGUAAUUAUUGCGCACGGUUAUCCGAACGUGAUUAAAACAAUGGAUAAUUCGGACGACAAUGACGGUAGACUGUGUGAAAUACAAUACCAAGUUACAAGGAAGAGGGCAGGAAGAUGCGUGAAACUGAGUCACGGUGUAACCGGUUGUAUUUCUGAAGAUUACAUGAAUCCUUUUCAUCCUGAUUGCUUCUAA
Habropoda laboriosa is the source of this 495-nucleotide messenger RNA. RefSeq lists its product as uncharacterized. NCBI's taxonomy places the organism in Eukaryota, Metazoa, Arthropoda, Insecta, Hymenoptera, Apidae. The record is from RefSeq and is a predicted model, not a curated record. Bases 1 to 495 code for a protein of 164 amino acids. The transcript has 4 exons.